Messenger RNA from Telopea speciosissima, 381 nucleotides. RefSeq lists its product as uncharacterized. Lineage: Eukaryota; Viridiplantae; Streptophyta; Magnoliopsida; Proteales; Proteaceae. The record is from RefSeq and is a predicted model, not a curated record. Bases 1 to 381 code for a protein of 126 amino acids. The transcript has a single exon.
AUGGAGAAAAUAUUUGAUUUAUUGGGCUGCACCGAUGAACAGAGGAUAACUUGUGCCGGCUUCCAACUUGAAGGGGAAGCCGAAGCUUGGUGGAAAUACGAGCACGAAACUCUCAUGACCAUCUAUCCCAAGCUUUCGUGGGAUCAAUUCAAGGUGGCGUUUUAUGAGAACUAUUUUCCUAAGAACUUCAGGGAGAAGAAAGAGGCUGAGUUUAUGUCCCUCGUUCAAGGAAUGAAGUCGGUGAUAGAGUACCAACAGAAGUAUGAAGAAUUGCACUACUUCACACCUCCUCAUCUUUGGGACGACCAAGGGAAGGCAAGUAGAUUUGAGAGGGGUCUGAGGAACAGUAUUGGGGCCAUAGUGGUGACUCAAGGCCUUUAG